UAUUGCUCAAAAUUCAAUUGCCCAAACAAGAAAAUAAUAAAUCUGCUUCUUGUAAAGGCGUCAUGACUCUUAAUUUCCUUUCCGGAAAUAGAUUGAAACAAGAUUAUAUUUUUCUGCUCUACGACAUGGGUAGCAGGCGAAACCUAGAAUCAUCGAACUAUCGAAACCCAUGUUUAACAUUGCAUCAGCCGUGGGCUUCUUUACUUGUGUAUGGCAUCAAACGAAUUGAAGGCAGAUCUUGGCCCGCCCCUAUUCGUGGACGCCUCUGGAUUCAUGCUGCUGGCAAGAUUCCUGAACCAGAGACGAUAAAAGCAAUGGAGGACUUUUACAGGGAAAUUUAUGCAAUGGAUGGUGUAACGGAUCUCAAGUUCCCUGAGCAUUAUCCAGUUUCGAGACUUAUAGGUUGUGUUGAUGUGGUCGGCUGUGUUACUUGUGAAGAGCUUGCAAACUGGGAGGCCAUACCUGCAUCGGUCAGAGUAGAAGGCCAAACACCAUUUUGUUGGCUCUGUGAGCAGCCUCAGGCCGAUCACGUCCUCGGCCUUGACGCCACGCGCCCUCAGCACCUCCCCACACGUCAGCAGACAACUCCCGCUAGGCGUCAUGUGGAAGUGGACGUGUUCGCCCUCGUACCUCAUAGGAUUCCUCUCGUCCGUCACGUCCCACACCACCACCGCCACCUUGCGGCCCCACACCGCGAUGUUGGCCGCCAUCACCAAAUUCUAGUGUCGGAGCACGUGCUCGAACGUGUCCCCGAACGACACCACCAUCUUGCCCGAGGCCACCUCGUGUUGGCUUAUGACUUUCUUGAUCCCCCAUCGGCCAGCCUCCGACUGCGGCGGCUGAUGCACGUCCCUUAUCUCUACUAG
This is a messenger RNA of Striga asiatica, 866 nucleotides long. Lineage: Eukaryota; Viridiplantae; Streptophyta; Magnoliopsida; Lamiales; Orobanchaceae. The record is from the annotation of a GenBank genome assembly.